This is a messenger RNA of Stylophora pistillata, 3131 nucleotides long. RefSeq lists its product as uncharacterized. Gene Ontology annotation, cellular component: cytoplasm. Gene Ontology annotation, molecular function: saccharopine dehydrogenase (NAD+, L-lysine-forming) activity. The record is from RefSeq and is a predicted model, not a curated record. NCBI's taxonomy places the organism in Eukaryota, Metazoa, Cnidaria, Anthozoa, Scleractinia, Pocilloporidae.
UUUAUGACUAACGUAAUGGAAUAUUCAGGUGUUCCAGAGGUGUUUCCACGGGUCUUUGUGAUUGGUGCUCGGGGACGUUGUGGCAGAGGUGCAGUGGAGAUGGCUCACAAAAUGGGUGUUCCAAAGUCAAACAUAACAGAGUGGAACACUGCAGAGACUAAAGGAAAAGGACCCUUUGCAGAGAUUUUGGAGUGUGAUAUCUUUGUUAACUGCAUUCUUCUCAAGGAGGAAAUUCCUCCAUUCUUGACUAAGGAGAUGCUGGACACGGAUGAAAGAUCACUGAGUAUUGUGGUAGAUGUCAGCUGUGACCCAAACAGUCCUAACAACCCGCUACCUUUCUACGAUGCGUGCACAUCAUUUAAGCAGCCGUCUGUUAGAGUCAGUCUCCCGAAGUCGUCUAAGCCAUUAGAUGUUGUUGCCAUUGACCAUUUACCAUCCCUUCUACCGAGAGAGAGCAGCACAAGAUUUGCAAAUGAUUCGACGCCGCAUUUGCUCAAGUUAGAUCAGGUUGAUAGCUACUGUGUGUGGGUGAAUGCUAAAAACAUGUUUGACCUGAAAGCAGCUGAAGCAGAGGAUUCCCUCUCACGAUCUGGAAACAAAGCCAUUUUUGAAAGUGGUCAAUGCGGACCAGGUGUCACUACUAUUUUUCCUGAAGAUGCACCAUGGAAAAUUUCUGGGCGCUCUUCAUGUAAAGUGAUUUUGUUGAAGUUCUACGGCGCGGUUUUUCGAACUAGAUUAACUUUGGAAAACAUGGUGGAGCACGAAGACUGUCCUAAUUCGGUCCUUGCCUCACUUUAUCAAUUCAUGAUGGUUGUUCACCUGUGGUUGCGAUCAGAACCGAAAGCGAAUGAACGCCGAUCGGCGCUCUCGCCUGAGAGAUGUAAAGAUCUUUUGUCAGCAGGAUUUAAAGUUACUGUGGAAUGUUCCAGAGACAGGGUUUUUAAAGAUGAAGAGUUUGCGAGGAUCAGUGGAGUGGAUAUGGUUCCUGAAGGAUCCUGGGUAGAUGCUCCAAAAGAGGCUUUUAUCCUAGGAAUUAAGGAGUUGGCAAAAUCCUUGGCUCCAAUACCUCACACACAUAUCUACUUUGCCCAUGCUUACGAUAACCAGAAUGGUUGGGCUGAAGUUCUUAAUCGCUUUAUCAAGGGUGGUGGAAGGAUACUUGAUGUGGAGUAUAUGACAGAUGAAUAUGACAGACGAGUAGCAGCAGCUUUUCCUCCUUUAGCUGGUUUUGCAGGAAUGGCUGUUGGUAUUAGUGCUUGGUGUCAUCAACAAAUGAGCCCUCAGACUCCCAUGCCAGCUAUAAAGCCUUAUGGCCAGGGGUCACUUUUAAUAGAAGAUCUGAAGACACAGCUCCAGGAUGCUGCCAAGGCUAGAGGACUUUCUGAGUGCUAUCCUUGUGUGAUAAUCAUUGGUGCAUUAGGGCGCUGUGGCAAAGGAGCCAUAGAUUUGGCACAGAAAGUAGGCCUACCAAGCUCAUGUAUUGCCAAAUGGGACACGAAAGAGACACAGCAAGGUGGACCUUUUGAGGAAAUCCUACAGUAUGACAUCUUUGUCAACUGUAUCAACUUAAUGAAGAAAAUUCCACCAUUUAUGACAAGGAAGGUGCUGGACACCGACCAGAGGAAACUGUCUGUGAUAGUUGAUGUGAGCUGUGAUGUUACAAAUCCAAACAAUCCUUUACCAUUCUGUGAAUCGGUGACCUCGCUUCAACAACCCUGCAAGACUCUACAGUUAAGUAACUCUACAACACCUUUGGAUAUUGUGGCCAUAGACAACCUUCCUUCAUUGCUUCCACGAGAAAGCAGUAUUCAGUUUGCUAAUAGUAUCAUGCCCUAUUUACUCAAGCUUCCAGAGGUGGACACUCACCCAGUGUGGGUUCGUGCUGGGAAAAAGUUUGAGGAAAAAGCUGCAGAAGUCCUUUAUCACAAUGUCAAGUGUUAACUUUUCCUCAAGUAUUCGAUUAUUGGUAGUUUUGGACUAGUGGCUAAGAAAUCGAUAAUAUGGUUGCUACCAGUCUGAAAGGUUACUUAUGAGAUAGAUUUUACAGCAUUUGUAUUUUCAAAAAUUCAGUUUUUUGUUGUUGCCUUUAAUUUUUGUGAGACUUUAAACCCUAUGAGAGACCGGCAACUAAUUUCUGCUUACAUUAUCACCCCUGAAUGAGAUAUAAAGGUAACUGAACAGAGGAAAUGAUCACUUACUAAAGAAGCUCUUGAUUGUUAAAUAAUUCUCCUUGAGAGCAUCUUAGGAAAUGUAUAGAGAACAGCACAGAGAAUAUGAAUACUGAUUGUAAAGGCUUAGAGAGUUAAGCAUAGGUAUCUUUAAGUAGUAGGAUGGGCAAAGAAAUUAGUAAUACAGGGAAAACUGAAUGCUGCAUUCUCAGUUAGAUGGAAGGGCUACACUUCACAAAAAGGGAUCAGUUACACAUUUAACAAAAACAGAUUCUUGGUAUUUUCAAAUAUUUCUUUCUUGGAAAAUGUGACCACUACCAGUAAUUGCAUUCGAGAAAAGUUUUAAUAUAUUGUUGAUCCUGAAAUGAAUUAAGUUGUACAGUGCAUGCGUGGGAAACAGGAUAAUUAGUAUUGUAAUGAUUCAAAAUUAUCUGGCGGGAAAUCGAGUAUCACAAUCUGUCCACUCCAAUAAAUCAGUUUGUUUAUCUUUGUUAGGAAGAACUUUCUAGCCAAUCAACUUGCGUUUUGAUAAAAGUGUGUUCUUGAGAUAAGAAAAUCAUUGUGAGUAGUUUUUCCGUCAGUCAGAGACUUCCCAUAACGUUGUUCUGCCUGCUUUUUUGAGAAAUAAAUUCUGGAAGCUAGUGACAGUGUGGGCUCCUCACUAAUUCCCCACACAUGUUUGAUUCCAAUAUCUACAUAAUUGAUUAUAAAAUCCACUUAAAGAUUUGACAAGAGAUUUUAAUUUUUUUUUCUUGAAAGGAAUCAUGAAAAGCAUUUGGGAAUGAUCCAAAGAUAAUUAACUUGAACUUCGGUUUUAUUGUAGUGAGUGUUACUUUAUCACCAUUAAGGAAGUAUGUGGUUUCAAACUUGUCUAAUUAAAUUAAAUAAUACCUGUGUGCUUCAUUUUCCAAUUAUGCACUUUGAUGAGGUGAAUACAGGUAUUAAUAAAACAUUUAAAAAUAA